Molecule: messenger RNA, 1030 nt
Organism: Nymphaea colorata (pocket water lily)
Lineage: Eukaryota; Viridiplantae; Streptophyta; Magnoliopsida; Nymphaeales; Nymphaeaceae
Exons: 1
Coding region: 119-718 (199 amino acids)
Source: RefSeq, a predicted model, not a curated record
AUCGGAGGCGGAUUCGCCAUUCUCCAUCUCUCCUUCUCAUCUUCAUCUUCUUCCUCUGACCGGGAGCGGAAACAGAAGGGAGGAAACAAAUAAAGAAGGAAGGUGAUUCAUUCUUUGGAUGGCAAGAAGCAGCAGCAACAAAUACGCAGCGAUCAAUUUCAACGAGAUAUACGGCAAUAAAUCCUCCCUCGCCUCUGCGUCUCCUUCCGCCAACGGUUCCCACCCUCCCCUCGCCUCCGCCAGGCCCCGAUUCCAACCCAAUGGCGGCAUGCUCGUCUUAACCAGACCCUCCAAGCCAAAGCCCCAACCUUCCACCGUCUCCGAUUUCCACCACCAACCCUCCCACCAAGCCCCCGCUACCGUUUCCCCCCAAAUCCCACCGGAACAGCCCCGAGACCAGCCUACCCACGAUCCGGUUCCUGCGAUCCAGCCGGCGUCGAAACCGGAUCGCUUCGUCCCUCCACACCUGCGCCCGGGGUUCACCGGAGAAGGGUGCAAGGCUUCUGAAGGUGGGCAGGGCCAUUUCCGGGAGGGGGUGCGCCCCAAGUCUGGAGGAUCUGUUGAGUCUCGUGGACGGGCGGAGUUCGAUGGCGCUGAGAGGCCACGCCCGGGUUCGGGCGGAAACCGUAUGAAUUCUAAUGGGUUCUAUCCUUCCUCCCCGUUUUAUGAUCACAGGGCAAAGAAGAAUCAACACAACCCUCAAAAUAUAGUCGGUUGAUUUGGGAGGUACAACACCCAAAGCUUCCUUUAUCUGCCUGCGAUCCUCUCCUUUAGGAUUUGGUCUCCUUAUUGUUCUGGUGUAGAAGAAAGGAUUUUCUGUCGUUCUUGUUAUCUUUCCCUGUUGUAGAGGGAUGUGAUGUCUGGUUUAUUAUGGAGAAGAACUGCUCUAGCUUGAUUGUGCUGCUUUAGUUUGUGUUGUUGUUGUAAGGUGGAUUCUGAAGGAGUCUUGAGGCGAGAUUGUUAUAUGUACUGUAAUUGCCAUCGUAGAAAGAUGUUUUCCUUCAUGGAUAAAAGUUGGGAUUUAGUGACU